Messenger RNA from Aphanomyces astaci, 30305 nucleotides. RefSeq lists its product as hypothetical. The coding region runs from base 1 to 30252 and encodes 10083 amino acids. The record is from RefSeq and is a predicted model, not a curated record. Lineage: Eukaryota; Oomycota; Saprolegniomycetes; Saprolegniales; Verrucalvaceae. The transcript has 6 exons. Gene Ontology annotation, molecular function: protein binding.
AUGGCGCAUUUCUUUGCACAUGGAAAGCACUCGAUGUGGCUCUUGGUGCUCUCGGCCAUCGGCAUCCCUUGGUUGACGUCCGCCGCGCUACAAACAGUACCCACGUCUCCCACAAAUGUACAGCUGUCUGUCGUGGAUCAGCAUGAUCUAUUCGUUUCCUUCUCCCCCCCGCUUAGCGAUGGCGGCUCCACCGUGUCGGCAUAUGAGGUGGAUUGGGACCCAAAUCCUGGUGUCCAAGAAGUUCAAACGGUCACUACAUCAACAUACACGGGAGCAAACGAAGUGCAAACCGUGACCACGUCAGCGGCCGACGUGAACGAAAUCCAAAUCGUGACCACCUCUGCGACGAUGAUUCGGGAAGUGCAAGUUGUCACGACGACCGCCGCUCCUGGCCAGACACUGGGCGGUGGUUUCACGCUCCAGCUUGACACGACGUCCACUGGUGGCAGCGUGCGGUUGUCUGGUGUCAUUGGCUUCACAGCUGGGGCAUCCGGGGACCGGUCGUGCAUGAAAGAAAUCCUCAACGCCAUGGCCAACAUUGGCCCCACCGGCGUCUUUGCCGUCUCUCGAUCUGGUCCGGAUACCCAAGGGGGCUACGCAUGGUCCAUUACGUUUGAUGCAUCGAUGGGCAACGUGCCUCAAUUGUCUUUGCAGAGUUCGACUUUGAUUGGCGCGGGGGCCGCUGUGGCAAUCACGACUGCCACUCCUGGCAACGUCAUCAGCGAUGGCUACUUCACUUUGACCUUUGGCGGCAGUACCACAAGUAGCAUUCCUAGGGAUGCCAGCAAUGCCGUUGUGCAAGCUGCCCUCGAAGCACUACCAACCGUGGACUCUCUGGCCGUGUCGCGCACCGGCCCCGACUUUCAAGGGGGGUAUGUGUGGACGAUAACGUUUUUGUCCAGCUUCAACGCAGGCGAUGUGCCCCUUCUGGGGAUUGCGAAUACGUUGGUCGCCACGGGGGCCAACGCCGUCGUGACAGUUGGGACACAAGGCAACCAGCUCGGCGGGUUCUUUACCCUCAUCUACAAUACCGUGCCCACGACCCAAUUAGCGUCCAGUGCUACGGACACGGCGGUGAAAGCAGCGCUUGAGCUUAUACCUGGCAUUGGCACCGUCAAAGUCGUUCGAUCUGGCCCCGAUUACCAGCUCGGGUACACGUGGACGAUCUCGUUCUUGACGCUGAAGGGCCCAGUGUCGGCACUGGGGUUUACGACGGGCACCCUCACGGAGACUCGCAGCGACAGCGUCGUGUCCAAGGCCAUCACGGUCGUGCGCACUCGGCCCGGCACCACCCAAGCCGUCCAAUCCAUCGCGACGACCACGACCUUGACGGCGGUGCCCGUCGCCAGUACAUUUCAGCUCCAGUUUACAAACAACGGCGUGACCACGACCACGGGAAACAUUCCGGCCAACCCCAUGGGCGAUGGCACAUGCAUGUCGACGCUGACCGAGAUCCAGCGCAUCAAGACCAGUACUGUCGACACGACCAACAUGGGCGGCGACAACCUCGUGUCCCCCCUCACGUUCUUCCAGCUCGUGUUCACGUCGCGCGGGGUAACCCAAACCACUAACCGCAUCUUGGCCAACCCUAGCGCCGGCAACUGCACCGUGGGGGCCGCCUCCAUCAAGGCUGAGCUGGAAAAGCUGCCCGGGGUCGUCGUGCCCGUGACCGUGUCCAACGUAGCUACAACGUCGACCCAAUCAUGUCAGUGGGACGUUACGUUUACCAACAACGCAGGCAAUUUAAACCAAAUGACUGCCGUGUCUGGAACCAAUGGGCCCGCCAGUGCCAUCACGGUCGGCGACGACACGGUCACGAUCACGACCGUGCAAGACGGAACCGUCCAAAUCAUCAAAUCGGAGCUGGAAAAGCUCGCGAAUGUUGCGUCGGUCACCGUCACGGCCGUCGCCGGGCUCAAGCAAACGUGUACUUGGAGUGUUACGUUCGACAACAAUGCAGGCAACUUGGCUUUGUUGCAAGUGGCGAUGGGCGGUGUGUUCGGAAGCGCGGCCACUUCAUCCGGUACGACCGUCACGGCUGCGUUGGUCACUACGGGGACGUCCGCGCCGCUGGGGGGCUUCUUUUCGUUGCAAUUCCGAGGCCAAACGACGGGAUACCUGCCGUACAACAUCGCCGCGGCGGACAUGAAGAACGCGCUUGAACUUCUCUCGACGGUGGACGGCGUGUCGGUUGUGCGAUCCAAUGUUGACCCGAACGGCGGGUACUCGUGGGCGAUUACGUUUCUGAAUUUGGGCAACUUGCCCCCGCUGACAGCCGACUUUGCCGCCCUCGUUGGGACCGUGCCCACGGUGACUAUCACGGAAACCAUUCCUGGCAUCCCGCCUCCCUUCAAUUCGCGCGAUGUUGCCAACGGGGUUCCAAUGGGCCGCAGUUUCAUCACAGACUUAAGCACGCUGUCGGCAACGAUGCCGAUUCUAGACACAAACAUCCCCUACUAUAUUCGAGUGACGGCUCUCAACGCCAUCGGUCGCAGUGUGCCGCAGAUGUCGACCCCCCCGUUUGCGAUUCCUGUCGCUCAACCCCCUCGUGCCCCCCAAAACCUGACCAUGUCCGUGCUGGGCCACACGUCGCUCCAGGUAUCCCUCGGGUUUCCCACUUCGGACGGCGGGCUUCCCGUGGACGCAUAUCGCGUCGAGUGGGAUACGCAGCAAAUCGUCGACGAAGUGCAAAGUGUCGUGCUCACGGUACCCGUGACAAACGAAGUCCAGACCAUCACCACCGCGGCCGCCAUCGUCAGCGAAGUGCAGCUCGUCCGCCUUGUCAGCACGUACGUCGCUCCAGCCGCGAUUGAAGUCCAACGCGUGAACUGCGACGCGUCGGGCGGGUCGUUCACGCUCACCUUUGUUGGCGCCACCACCGCUCCGAUCUUGGCCAGUGAGACUUCGGUAGCCGUAAUCAAAGCCACGUUGCAAGAACUGGCGGGGGUCACCGUCUCCGUGGCGUUCGUGGGCGGCGCGACCCAGGCUUGUGCCCCAUGUCUGGUCUCAGGGUGCGCUGGCGGCAUUGCGGUCACAUUUACGUCGGUGGUGGGGUACGCUGGCAGCCUGCCUUCCCUCACCGCCAACACGACGUUGCUGACUGGGAACCGCCGCAUCGACGUGGUGAAAACGACUUCCGGCCAAGCCGCACCUGGGGGGAUGUUCUCGUUGGUUUAUAAUCGGGGAUCCGAUACCGUGACUGUCCCCAUCCAAGCGACAGCGACGGCCGCAGCGGUGCAAACGGCCUUGCAAGCUCUGGAGGCGGGGCUGACCAUCACGGUGACCGACGGCACUUCUGCCCUCCCGGCAGCCAACAUCGCUGCAGGGGAACGGCUGUGGCGCGUGACGUUUGUCAACAGCGGAGACGUACCGACGCUCCGUUUGGCCAACAACCAGCUCACCGGCAACGGCGCCACGAUUCAAGUGUACGCCGACGGGGCGACGCUGGGCUCGGUGGUCGCGUCUGUGCGCGGAAAUCAAGUAUCGGGACAAUUCACGCUGAAUGUGAUGGGGCACGUCACGGACUGGAUUCCGUACGACGCGUCUGACACGACGGUGAAGCAGCGGCUGGAAAGUCUACCCAACUUGGGCACCGUGACCGUGGUGCGCACUGGUCCGACGCUCCAGUUGGGCUAUGUGUGGACCGUGACGUUUUCGUCGAAUCCAGGCAACUUUCCGUACGGGGCUGGUACUAUCUCGCUCAUGACGCCCACAAACACUACCUUUCUCACGGGGACCAGCACUACCGCUACGGUCACCCCUGCCCGGGUCACGACCGGGUCGACUUCAGUCGGUGGAACGUUUUCGCUGUGCUAUUCGUCGCUGUGUACCAGUGCGUUGAGCCCGUACAUUUCGGCCACGGCGCUCAAAGCGGCGUUGGAAACGGUCAAUUCCAUUGGUCGGGUAGGUGUGUCUCGAGCGCAAGCCGCCAGCGGGUUCACGUGGCUCGUGUCGUUCGUUGGUUGCCGACUCUUGGCGGAUCAAGUGACGAAUGUGUGCAACACAGGCAACCUCAGCCCCCUCGUGCCGCAAUUCAUUGGCACGCUCACCGGAGGCGUGGCUAACAAUGCCGUCGUGGCGGUAACUGAAGUCACCCCGGGUGCAGGCCCUGCCAACGUCCGCGACUUAACUGACUUGUCGGGCGGCGCGCCGCUACUGACCAACCUCUUGGGCUUGACGACGGGACGACCAUAUUACGCCCGAGCCAACUUUCACAAUGCGCUUGGCCAUGGAAUCCGAGUGUACUCGACGCCCCCCUCUGUGAUCCCCCAAGCCACCGCCCCUGGCAAACCGGAGCCCGUGCUGCUCGUGUCGACAACAGCCACGUCAAUGCAAGUGUCUUGGGCCUUGCCUACCGUGAACGGCGGGUCAGUCGUGACCGGAUACCAGCUGUGGCUGUCGGACUGGAACGACAAUUACCGGAUGGUGUACGACGGAGCAAACAGCGUCGUGACUACGUACACUCUUGUGACGACCAACGACAAUGAAAUCAGCACGGGGCAGCAGUAUGCGCUCAAAGUGCGUGCGAUCACCUACUGUCAACCCGCCAACCCGUCGGUCGCUUGCUUUGGUAGCUUUAGCGACCCCGCUAAGUAUACGGUGCGGUCGCCUGUGAUCCCCUCUGCGCCGGCUGCACCUACCCGCGACUCCAAGACAAACGUGGGUCUGCCUCUUGUUCUAGGGGACGGAGUGAUCUUUCUCAAUUGGAAGCCUCCCCUCGACAAUGGUGGGUCACCUAUCACCGACUACCAGGUGUACAUGGAUUCCGGAUCGGGAUUUCUCCUGCAAACCCUCACUGGUGUGUUUCCGUACGGGUACACCACGUCCGUGGGGUCACUCACCGAAGGCAACAUGUAUCGAUUCUACGUUCGAGCGUUGAAUGCAGUGGGGUAUUCUGCCAACAGUCCCAUCUUGACCGUCGCGAUGGCGAAUUCUCCCAACGCCCCUGCAGCCCCCAUCGUGACUGAUGUGUCGCCGUCGUCGAUUUCCCUCACUUGGUCCCCUCCUUUGCUCUGCACGUCGAGCCAAACGUCGUGCAAUGGGAGUCCGUUGACAGGGUACUUCCUCUGGCAGUUUAGCGGCGUCAACUCGGCCUUGCUGUCGUCGCCGACGCCAGUCCUGAACGAAGUGCAGCAAAUUGCGAUCACUGUUCAAACGCCUACGACUGAAGUGCAAUCGUUUACCAUCACCGGCGCAACGGGUAAAUUCAUACUUAACAUGAACGGCAAAGACACGCCGCUGUUGGACGUGGCGAUCUCCAACUCACUGCUGGCCACUCAAAUUGCGACGACGGGGCUCACGGUGACUGUCAGCCAAGUCGCCAUCACGAAUGGCAUCACCUGGACAGUGUCGUACACCGGCACGACCGGCCCAGUUCCCCUUCUGGUCGUGGAGCCCGAGCAACUAACCAGUACGAAUCCGCUCGUGGCGUACUCGUACUCGGUGACCCGAGUCGCGCUGGGCACGACGGUCGCCGGCGGGGACUUUACCUUGUCGUUUCUGGGGUAUGAGACGCCGCACUUGGCGUACAACACGCCGUGGGUGGAAAUGAAACGGCAGCUGGAAAACCUCCCGAGUAUCACGCACGUGGCUGGGGCCUACACGGCCGGAGCGAACGGCGCCGGGGUUUGGGUAGUGACGUUCUUGACUGAACUCGGCAACGUCCCGUUGAUUGGAAUCACGUCGGGGCGGCUAACGGGAGGCGGCGCCACGGGCGUGGUCACGUCGAUUCAAGAUGGGACCCCGGGCAGGAUCGUGUAUGAUGGCUCGAAUUCGCCGGAUGUGCUGUCCUACCAAGCGACCAACUUGACGUCCGACACGUGGUAUUCGUACGCUAUGGUAGCAAUCAACACUGCUGGCGUGGGGAUUGCGAGUCCGACGACGCCGUCCAUAGACGCCCGAGGCGGCGCGAGCUCAGCCAUGACGACGGCGUCCGGCACGGCGCUUCAUGUUGGGAUCGCGGGCGUUGUGUACGAAGUGCAAACUGUCACGACCAACGGCCUCGGUGCGGGAACGUUUACGUUGAAAUUCGGCUCGUUCGUCCCCACGGCCCCCGUUUCAGUGGCAACAAGUGCCGACACGCUGACCAGCCUGCUCCAAGCCACCAACCUUGGCACGGUGUCCAUCACGAAAAUGGCCGUCAAUGGCGCUGCCGACUCGAUGUGGUAUAUUACGUUUCGAGACUACGUAGGCAACGCCCCGUUGCUGGUAACCAGUAGUGCGGCGGUCACAGCGGCCGAGUUCAUUCAAGGCCGAGCCAACCAGUUUACAAUCGAGCCGAAAAAAGCGUCUGGCAACGUCGUGACGGACCUGGACGCGGCAUCCGGAUUUGUGGGCAGCGACACGUUCUUCACAGAACUGUGGUCAAGUCCGGCCAACGUGGUGGACGGAACCCAUGCGUGGGUAGCCGACGGGGGGGUGGCUACGUACAAUCCCGCCACGUUUGAAAUCCAGAGCAUCACAAUCACAGCGUCGACGGGCCUGUUCACAGUCAAGCUGGACACGUCGGUGGCUCGACUGGGUGGCGUCCUUUCCACGUCCACAGUCCCUCUCAAUGCAGCCACGUUGGCCACAGCCUCCGAUUUGAAUGCUGCGUUUUCGUUUAAAGGAUGUGUGGAGGCCUUGACCAACGCCGGGACCGUCCUGGUGACGCGGACGACCAACAGUGCGUCGUCAUGGACGUAUGCUGUGACGUUUGUGACUUCCUUGGGUGACAUUCCGCCCCUCAUGCUCGUUAGCACGGACGCUACAUUCACCACUCCCCAAGCUGGCGUGCUGACGUUUACAGAAGUGGCUCGCGGAGCCACAGAGAUUCAGACGGUGACCGCCGCCGGAGAUACUGCGUUCGUCCAGGAAGUGCAAAGUGUGUCGACGUGGUUAGAUGCGACGGGGGGUGUAACCACCAUCGGUGGGACGUUUGCAGUGUCGUUUGCGGGUGCGCCUCCAGUGACGUUAUCCGUGUCUGCCACAACUAACCAAGUCCAACUGGCCUUGCAAUCUCUGACUAACCUGGGAACGGUCACGGUGACAUCUCAAAGUGCAAACUACGGCGCGUCCACGGGCCUCACGACGUGGUUCAUCACGUUCACAACCCUCGUGGGAGACGUGCCAUCGCUUCAAAUUACGACCAAAUCACUCACAGGAACGUCCGCGAACGUGUAUGUGAACGAAGUCAUCAAGGGCCAGUCGCCGCUGGCUGGGACGUUCGUGCUCAGUUUUGUCGACCAGACGACUUUGAACUUGCCGUACGACAUUUCGGCGCUGCAGCUCAAGGCAGAACUGGAAAAAAUGCCGUUGAUCAGCCAAGUCGACGUGGCCCGCACAAACCUCAACGUGGGAUUCAAGUGGACGAUUUCGUUUACGAAAAACGUGGGCAAUUUGCCCCUUCUCCAGGCAUCACCGUACCAAUACCAAGUGCAGUCGGUUACUACCAGCGGGGGCAGCCCCACGCCACUGUACGGAACGUUCACGUUGUCAUUCAACGGCCAAGAGUCGGCGCCCAUCUCGUACGAUGCCAAUGCGAAAGAUGUGAAAGCGGCCUUGGAAUCGUUGACGUCGAUCGGGCGUGUGGAUGUCACCCGCAGCAACUUGCUCAGCUCGGGCGGGCAAUUCCAGUGGCUUGUCACGUUUCGCACGGAGUUGGGGCCGAAUGCAUUGCUCGUGGCGAAUUUCCAGCGGCUCUCGGGGAGUUUUCCGGGGGUGUCCGUGGCAGAAGUGCAAUCUGGGCUCCUCAAAGCAUUGACUGGCAACAACCCAGUGCUGACUGUGGAAAAGAAACUGCGCGGCACUCCGAGUUACACUGCCAACUAUGUGCCGGCCCUACCAGGGUCGUAUUCGCUGGCUGUCACGCAGCUAACCCCUGGGGGUCUGAACGCCCUGUACUUUGACAAUUUUUGGCUUCAAGACGCCCCCGUGCAAAGCCAAGUCGACCCUCGACUGCAGUUCCAAUGGGGGCAAUCCCCCAUCACAACGUUUGGACAAGAUUACGUGAGCAUUCGCUGGUGGGGCAAACUCAAAGCCAGUUUCACCGACGAGUACGUGUUUUACCUGGAUGCAUCACACGGCGUCCGGUUAUGGUUGGACCAUUCGCUGGUGGUGGAUACUUGGGACGACGACAAUCCAAGCUCGACCACAGUUCGAUUCAACUUGAUUGCGAACCGGUAUCACGACGUCCGGCUGGAAUUCCACAAAGCCACGGGAAGUGCCUACCUGAGCUUGCAAUGGAGCAGUACGUUUGUGCCUAUCCAAGUGAUCCCGUCCACUGCGUUUUACAGGCCAAGUCAUAUCGUGGGCAGCCCGUACUUGUUGAAUGUCAUACCUGGUGCAACGGACUUUCCAUACACAACUGCUACGGGAGACGGUCUGCGAAGCUCCACGGCUGGAAAUGUCGCCACGUUUAUCAUUCAAUCCAAGGACCAGCGCGGAAACAACAAGACAGUAGACGGUGAUGUGUUCGACGUGCAACUGACCGGAACUGUUGGCACGACUGCGAAACUAACGCCAUUCAAAACCCCAGAGUACCUCGGACAAGGGCAAUACUUGGUCUCGUACAAGGCGACUGUGAGUGGCACGUACGCACUGUCGAUUCAAAUUGGGGGCUCCCCUAUUUACUGUGGCUUGGGGGCCGCCUUGAAGUGCAGUCCAUUUACAGUCGUCGUGACCUCCGGCAAGACUGUACCAUACACUAGCACUGCCACCGGCGCAAACCCCCCCAACAUGGACAGUCUGGUCGAAAUGAUUGCUGGACAAGCCUCCAACUUUACGAUCCAAGCCAAGGACACGUAUGCUAACAAACGGGAAGUGGGGGGUGAUGUCUUUGACACGCGCAUUGUGCUAGUAGCCGACCCCACCGUGCGGUAUCGCAGCAGUGUGCUGGAGUACCAGGCGACGGGACUGUACAACGUCCAAUUGUCCGUGCCCAAGGCCGGAGUGUACACGAUGGCAACGUACUUUCAGAACUCGCCCGUUCUCAUGUGUCCAGGUCAAGUCUGCAGCGCCAUCGGCAGCACGUCCAGCCUCACCGUCGUGCACAAUGUCCUCCAUCCCCCCACGUCGUACGCGACUGACACGGGGACCCAAGGGUUGAGUUUGGCCACGUCCAACGUUCCCAACUCGUUUUCCAUCUACGCGUUGGAUUCGUUUGGCAACUUACGAGUGGGUGCGACCACUCUCCGGUCGACUUCGACGGGAGAUGGACGAUCCGAUGUGUUUUUAGUCACGAUUGCAUCGCCUCUGGACACUGUGACCACCUCGUCGGCCGUCCAGGUGCUGACUUCUCCAAACAGUGCCCAAGUAGGAACAUUCAAGCUUACGUAUGGCUCAUUCUCGACAUUGCUGUGUGCUGCUUGUGCCCAGAGUUUGGCCGGAAACGUCAUCACGGUCAACGUCAACCUAGUCGGGCUUAUUGCCGUGAACACUAAAUUCACCGUCAAUGCGUGUGUGUUGACCCCAACAGCUGUGACCACUACCACCAUCACUGUGAAUGCAAACCACGGAUGCGCUGGGUUCACGGGUGCAGCGACCAGCUUGUACAUUUCAGCAACGACACCCCGUCUCACAGCCCUUCUGCCUCAAAAUGUCAACGCCGCUGGAAUCAAGUAUGCACUGGAAUUGCUCGACCCGUUGAACCGCGUUCAAGUGUCCAGAACGGUGAACGGUGCUGGCAACUACGUGUGGAGCAUUACAUUUCUAUCCAGACUGAGCAGCUGGUCCACGGCCAAGCUGGCAGUGGAAUAUCCAGCUAACACGGCCAGCUUGUAUGGAUUUCCUCUAGCAGUGACGACGCCAGCUUCAGCUGGGAUUUACCCCGUGGGCUACACCAUGACUGUUGCAGGGGUGUACACGAUGAACAUUACCGCGAAUGACAUUCACAUCCUCGGGAGUCCAUUUACGAUGACUGUUCAGAAUGCAGUGGUGGACGGAUUUAGCUCCGUGGCGGCCGGUGGCAACUGGUACUCCAGCGCCCUCCCCACAGACUACACGCAGAUCAACGCCGUGGAAACGUUGCCCAGCACGGCUGGCCAGCCCUUUUCGUUCCUGCUGCAAGCCAAAGACGCUAGGCGAAACGAAGUGCAGGUGCUGCGCACCCGUGCCGCCAUUGUCGCCAACGUUAACACUGUGCAGCAAAUCUUACCUCAAGCUUCGUCGUUUACGCUGAGCUUUCGAGGGUCCGCUCCCAUCACUGUCACCACCGGCACGACCUACACAGCGCUUGCUACGGCGUUGGGGGCCGUUGCCACCAUCGGUGCUGGAGGGGUGACUGUCACUGCAGCCACCGGGACCACCGUGACGAAUGGUCAAGCGUUCGUCGUCACGUUCACCGGACUCGCGGGACCAUUGCCUUACUUUGUCGCCAAUGCCAAUGCCAUCGUGAGCCAAAGCACGCCCGGCGUGACAUCCUUCCGGCAAGAAAUUCAAACGUUUACGUGUGUGGCCGCGACGCCAGCGACCGCGGGGGCGUUCGAUGUCUCAUAUGGCUCCGUGGCCAACACAGUCAACGUCCUUGCUACGAGCACCGUGAGUGCGUUCGCGAGUCAAAUACAAACGCUUGUGGGGUCUCCAGUGACCGUGACGACUGAAUCAGCCACCACGGCGCUGUGUACGGCGGCGGGGAUUCGUGUAUUUAUUCAAUUCACAACAGCCCAAGGCAAUUUGCCAGCCCUGACGUACUCACCGUCCACAGGAGCGACCAUGACAUUGACGUCCGAGAAAGAUGUCGGCGGGGCCUUGGGCGGAAUUGCACCCCUGUGGGGGUCGUUUACACUGUCGUACUCUGGUGAAACCACAGUCGCCUUGCCAUUUGACGUGUCGGCCACCGCCUUGGCCAGUGCGCUGAAUAACCUCUUGUCCAUCGACGGCGUCGUGGUCACCAAGGAUGUUCUGGAUGUAUCUACCGAAGGAGGCAACAGCAUUCCUCAAAUCACGUCGCUCUGGGCCAUCACAUUCACUCAAAACUCGGGCAAUUUGGCCUUGUUGGCCGUCGACAGUUCGUUAUUGGUCGCGAGCAACAGUGGCCAACUCCAGCCGUCGAUGGAUGUCGUAGAGCUUGUGGCUGGUACGAUCGGCAACAACCGCUCGGAUGUGUCGGAUUUGGCGGCUGUGGCUGUGACCGUGCAACAGAACUACGUGAAUCCCGGUCUACAAGAGAUCCAAACCUUGACAUGUGUUGGAACGAGUUCAUUCACGUUGACGUAUGGCGGCACCACCAUCACCGUCGCCCCAAGCUUGACUCUGGUACAGUUUAAGGCACUGCUGACCCCGCUUGUGACGGGGGGGGUCAUCGUAGCGUCCCCUGGUGCGACGGCAGUUUGCCAUCCAUUCAUCCGAUUCCCCAUCACCAUUACGUUUUUCACCCCGCUGUCCGUCAAUUUGUUGGCGUGGGGAGCGUCCACGAAUGAAAUAUCUAUCGUACGCACCCAAACUGGCAUACCGACCGUGAGCUCCACCAAGACGAUUUCGAAUUACGAGCAGCAAACGCUAGUGUGUACUGGGACUAGUGCGACCUUUGACCUUGUGUACGGGUCAAAUUCUGUAAACGUAGACGCUGCGAUGACCAUUGCGCAGUUGAGUACAUUGAUCAAUGGGAUGCCGCUGAUCGUUGCCUUGGGCGGCGUGACCGUGACUAGUUCCCAGGCCACAGUGUGCGCCGCCACAACUCCUGCAAAUGUCGUGAUUGCGUUCAAUGUGUUGGGCAAUCCAGACUCGUUCACGGCCCAGAACUUCCGAGCGGGUAUUGCGUCGGUAUCGAUUGUGGAAUCCAUUCGUGGGCUGACGUCGUUGACGGGGUUGUCCAAAGGGCAAUAUCAAAUCGUUUUGACGCCCACUGUGUCGGGGCUGUACACGUUUUCCGUCACGAUCGGAGGCAGGGCGUGCAUGAAUCCUUCGCGAAUUCUGGUGGCGCCAGGUCGGUCCAGCGGUCCGCAUUCAACCCACAACGCCAAUGCCGUGGCCACCCAAGGUACCCCCGAGUCGCUCGUGAUUCAAGCGCGCGACGAAUAUCUGAACCCCCUGUCCGGCAGCGUGGAAUUGAAUUCGGCGGGGUUUAUUGCUACGCUGUCGCUGGCAGGUCAGAAGUUCCCAGUCUCUGUGUCGGAAGCCUCGCCCAACACCGACGGUACAUACACAGUGGCGUACCUGCCACGAGUCUUUGGCAACCACACAUUGUCCAUUCGGCAUCGCCUCUCGGGUGGCCUGCUAGCUACGUACUACUCCAACGACGACUACACAUUGCCGGAAAUAUACUGUGUGACUCAACGUCUGUCCACGACUCCUCUGUGCGAUGGCACUCGAGUGGAAGGCCCGCUGACGUUUGCCUGGGGCGAGACGCAACCGCCAAAGCUACUCAACCCGUCGUUCCCGUCGAAAUGGUUUAGCGUGACUUGGUUAGGCGACGUGGCAGUACCCGUCACAGACGACUACACGUUUGUCGUGUCGGCCGACGGAGACGUGAUGGUGCAGGUGGAUAGCACGGUGCUGAUCCAACACAUUGGCAACACCACCGCGACCACGUCAGGCACAUUGCACUUAACAGCUGGGGCGUUUUACAAGCUGUGGAUCAAGUAUAGUGCAGGGGCCCUUCCCAAGUUUGCGCUCAGUUGGAGCACACCCAGUGUGCCGUUGGCACCGAUACCAGCAUCGCAACUGUUUUUCCACCGCCAGAUCGACCGAAGUCCGUUCAGUGUGAGCGUGUAUCCUGGGGACAUGAUGGCGACCACAAGUACUUCGUCGUAUAUAGCCAAUUCCACGUUUUUUGCGCUGUCACCAGUGAGCUUCGUCGUCACCUCCCGUGAUGUUGAGAGCAAUGUUCGCGUCAAUUAUGGCCGGGAUCUGCUGGAUAUCACCGUCACAGGCAGCGGGGGAUGGGCUGGUAUCGGGCGUGUGAAUGAUGUCACGACCAACACCCCCAUCACAAUCCAGCCCUCGUUGCUUUGUGCGGCUUGCGUGACCUCGUUGGCGUCCAACGUCGUCACAGUCAACGUGGAUGUAUUAGACCAACUGCUUCCUGGCAUGCGGUUUCGAGUGAUCAAUGCCAACGCAGGCACCACCACACCGACUCAGUUCCGGGAUUGCUACUUUACAGUGGUGUCGACGACUGCGUUUAGCACGGGCUCUGCCACCGCAACAGCCACAGUGCAGGCUCCGCACGGGUGCAGUGCAUUCGCCACUCAAGCCCUGGGUCUGUCGUUGUUUUUACCUCUGGACUGGCGGUACUUGGGCACGGUAUCAGUCACUCGAGGUUCUACGAUGUUGUCUGCAACAAGUAUGGACUUCCGCAACGUCCCCUCCGACAAUCCGCUUGUCCGCGGCGAUACCAUUGUGGUUGGCCAAGAGAUUCACACCGUCGAUACAGUCUUGGGGACGUUUGAUAACCUGCAAGUUCCAAUGUCAACGUCGUACACUGGAGUCGACGCCCAGUUUGUCCGAGUGUUCAAAGCUGGGGUCAACACGGGCAAGUAUUUGGUGAAUUUUGUCCCGCAAGUCAAAGGAACGUACGUGUUGGACGUUGCGAUUCCCAAAAUCCGCGAAGUGCAAACUGUCACCACCGCUGCCUCGACGGCUUUGGGUGGGUCGUUCACUUUGACUUUCAAGGGAUGGCAAUCAACCGGCCAGCAAGCGACGACCACAACUGCAGCCAUCGCAUUCAACGCGAAUGCUGCGGCGGUGAAAGCCGCAUUGGAAGGGUGUGCCAACAUUCCUGUCGGGAGCACUACCGUUGCGCCUGCUGUUUGCACUGGAAACGACCCGACGCUUGGGUGUACGUGGACUAUUACGUUUGAUCGUAGCCCUGACGAAGGUUCUCUCGACUUGCUAAGUCCCCAGUAUACAAAGUCACUGACUGGGAACUCGGCAACUGUGACUGUGGCCCGCUUACGAGCGGGGGCUGCGCGGCAACAUUUGAGUGGAUUCCCAUCCACUCUGGUGGUGCGUCCAGCGGCGACGAAUCCCGCAGUCACGACGGCAUUUGGACAAGGCCUCGUGUACGCUAUCGCAGGCAACACGUCGUCGUUUUCGAUCCAAGCCAAGGACACCCACGGCAACAACAAGGAAGACUCGGAUCCAAAGGACUACUUUGAUGUGCGCGUCGUUCCUUCUGGCACCCAAUACACGGACACCGCCAUUGUACAAGGGCAGGUGACUUAUGCAGGCAACGGGCUGUACAACGUAAGCUACGCCCCAUAUCUGUCUGGUGCCAACACCAUGGUGGUGGCAAUGGCGAUGCUGCCAGAGAUUCAAACGCUGACGCUGGACUUUACAUCGAGCACGCAACAAGCUGGGACUUUCAGUCUGACGAUCGCUGCCGCCAACACGACGAUUCCACUAGCGUGGGACUCGACGUCGGACGAAGUGGCCAGUGCACUGUUGGCCAUCCACUCGAACCCGGUCACAGUGUCCCGCACCGCAGUCAACAACGGGUUCGUGCACCGCAUCACGUUUGUUUCGGACGUUGGAGACGUUCCCCCGUUGGUCGUGAACAACGACCUAGUGUUCAGUUCAGCGUGCGCAGUGGCCACGAUUCAAGACGGCACGAAAUCGCAUAUCAAAACUUCGUCCAACUUGGGUCAAGCCAUGGUGAAUGAAGUGCAAGUCCUUCGCGUUGAGUCGGGCGGAGGGACCGCGGUGACGGCUGGAAGCUUCCAAGUGACGUGGAAUGGCUUAACGACUGGUCUAUUGCCGUAUAAUGCCAACACGGGAGUAGUGCAAAUUGCCCUGCAGCAACUCUUGGGCGAUGCGUCUAUUGUGGUCUCCGUCACUUCCUCCACCACCCCAUUUGGCCUUGAGUGGGUCGUUACGUUCAUGGGGUCGCUGGCCGGUGUGUCUCAGACCAAGUUCUGGUCCUCGGCGCGGUACCUUGAGGCGCAAUACAUCCAAUCGACUCGGAUGCUUGGAAACCUUCCGGCCAUGACAGUGACUGCGGUGGGGCUGACCGGCGGCCUAAGCCCUCGCGCGUUGGUGUAUGCAGAUGGCGCUGUGUCGCCGAAUGGUAUCACAACAAUCGCGGGGUCCUCCCCCUUCGUGGCGUUUGUCGAUCCGGGGACCCUGGUAGCCAAUCAGACCACAGCCGUGGAUUCCGCCGUGCAAUUCUGGCCGGGGUCCAUGAGCACAGUGGGCAAGAAUGGGCUGUCUACCGGUGCGUACAACUCAAUGUCGACGUUUGUCAUCCAACCGCGCGACAUUCACGGCAAUCUGAUCAACAUUCGCACCCCCCAUCCCGAAGUGCAAAUAGUCGAAACUUACAUUCAAUCGGGCAAUGGUCUUGGGGUGUUGGGGGGUACGUUUACCAUCAGCUACGAGGGGGUGUCUACACCUGCCCUAGCAUGGAACGCUGGCAUCAACGUGGUUCAGUCAGCGUUGGACAAAUUGAGCUCCAUUGGCGACGUGGUUGUCUCGACCAACUCGGUUCAAACGCUGGUCAACACUGUAAGUGCUACAUAUCUUUCCGACACAUUAACGACGCCAGAUUUGACGGCAUCGUUCCAAGUGGGGGACUGGAUUCGCCUCGGCUCGACAUCUGGACCAGUGUUUACGGUCGUGAGCAUAUCCACGACAAACAUCCUGCUGUCGUCCCCCUAUCUCGGAGCGACCAGCACAUCGACAAGUGUAUACAAACAAUCCGCCGUGGGGUUCAUGUACAUUGUCACAUUUGACUCGAAUGUGGGGGAUUUGCCCUCUCUUGGCGUAGACACGUCGCAACUGACGGUCACCGGUGGCACAGGCACGGCUACAGCCACGGUGACGUCGUGUCAAGUCCACCAAACCCAAAUUAUUUCAACGACCGCCCGUUCCGCCAUUGGGGGCACAUUCACAUUGACCUUUCACAAUGCUAAGACUCCUGACUUGCCAUUUGGCAUUACGUCGACUGCGCUCACCGCUGCAUUGCAACAACUGCCAGACAUUUACGCCGUGAACGUUGCGACGCCCGUGGCAGGUCCUAACAAUGCGUUUUCUUGGACAGUUACUCUCUUAUCUGUGGACGGCAGUGUGGACAUGCUGUACGCGGAAGGCCAGCUACUCACGGGAGCCCAAGUAGCCAUCACAGUCACGGAGACUUGUCCUGUCGCGAUGGCAGGCGGCGUGAGCUCUCAGUACGGCUUGCUGGGUGACUUCUUCGUGCCUCGGAUAUCGGGGGCGUCGACUGUGACGGGGUACGCGUCGUACUCGACGCCUGGGCAGUACGUCGGGUCGUACCUAACCCCUCGUUCUGGAACGUACCACUUGGACGUGGUUCACGCGUUCCCGAACGGGUUGGUCGGGACGUACUUCAACAACCGGUGGCUGCUGGGCGACCCCGUCGUGACCCGCGUGGAUGCCGUGGUGAACUUUAUGUGGGCCGAGUUUAUCACCCCCACGGGCAAGGACUUUAUCAGCAUCCGGUGGGAAGGCUAUGUCCAGCCAGCAUUCACUGAAGUGUACACGUUUGCGAUGACAGUGGAUGACGGCGCCCGGCUCUGGAUUGACCACACACUCGUGUUGGAUCAGUACGACGAGACCACUAACGCCGCCGUGCAAUAUUCCGCCACGCCCAUAUCGUUAGUGGGAGGUCGGUUGUAUGACAUUACGAUUGAAUACCGCGAAAACACCGACGUCGCAACGUGUGUGUUGCUGUGGAGCAGUCCAUCGCAAGAUCUGUCGGUGGUGCCCACGCAGCGCUUGUUCCACCCCGACAGCGCCAUUCAAAGCAGUCCAUUCACGGUCGUUCCGUUUGGCGUGCACCCCACAGCGCCAGUGUUGCCCAGUCUGGCCAUCUUGGACUACCAGUCGCUCCGGCUGAGCUUUUCCCAGCCCGCAGACGACGGCGGGGCUAUCGUGGACUCGUAUCGCGUGGAGUGGUGGGAACCGUUGUUGUAUGGCGUUCCAGCGCAGCAAACGCUCAAGAUUGCCACUUCCGUCACUGGCGGGUCGUUUACGCUAACACUGGGGGGCAGCACCACCGGUGCACUGGCGUAUAAUAUUCUGUACUCGGACUUGGAAAAGGCGAUUGAAGCCUUGCCAGAUGCGGGGGAUUGCACUGUCACUAUGACGUCCACAGGGGCGACAAGGAAUUACCUUGUUGUGUUUACAACCAAAGUGGCUCCUGUGCCCAUCUUGACUGUGGACGGCACCCUUUUGACCGGAACGACUGUGAUUGCCACAUGUGCCAACGCGUUAACUACGGUCAAUGGAUCGCCCAGUACCGUUGCUAGCGGCGUCAUCACGUGUGCAGUGGGGGACAGUGUCCUUGGCACGGCAGUUGUAGCCGGGUCCAGAACUGACGUAUCGUUGGUUAUUGCACCUGGGGCUCGGUAUACAUACGACAUUACCGGCCUCACUCAAGCAGCGUUGGCCACUCCCCCUUCGAGCCCCGGAGAUAUUGGAGUCAAUGGAGGGUAUGCUGUUCGUGUGACGGCUCACACCAGUGCUGGGUACGGAUUGCCGUCGGUGGUGACCCAGCUCAAACCCAUGGCGGUCCCAAGCGCUGCCACGUCAGUCGUGUUGAACUUGGUCGCUGGAAAGUCCACUUCAUUGCGUGUGUAUUGGGCACCCCCCGCGACGAACAACGGCGCCGUGGUGACCAACUACAUGGUCGAAUGGGAUACCGUUCCGUCGUUCAUCAAUGGGUCGCUCCAGCAAUACACAAACACCCCCGUGUACUUUGCGGCCCAAGUUCCAGCGUCCACGAAAAUGAAAUACACGAUUCAAGGGUUGACACCCGGGGUAGUGUAUUAUGUACGCGUGCGGGCGAAAAAUAUCAUGGGGCUCAGUCCUCCUCCGUCAGUUCCCGUGUCUGAAACCCCUCGGUUGUAUGCCGAAGCCAUCGACGUGGCCAGUGGCGUGACCUUGAGUUCCAUCGAAGCGGACGGGUUUCACACGGUGCUGGACGCGUCGACGUCGUUGAUGUUGUCGUGGCUACCAUCUGUCAACCCCCAAGGAAGCUCCGUGUCCAAAUACUUGCUUGAGUGGUACGAAGCUUCUAGCCCUGGAACGCAAGCGGUGCAGGUGCUCAAGAUAUUUGACACGUUGAAUGCCCAAGCCGUCACUGGCUCGUUCAAAUUAACCUACAGCCAAUGCACCACGGACUUUCUGGCCGUCGACGUGUCGGCCGCAGAUCUGACCGACGCGCUCAACAGUAUGCCUUGUUUGCGCAGUGUACAGGUGGUGCGUUCCGGGCUCACGUCUGGGGGCUACCAGUGGAGCAUCACGUUUCUCACGGAGUCGCCCAACGGCGUCGUGUUGGCCGUGGGGGCGAACGACUUAGCAUCUCCAAAUCUGGCGUUCGAUGUGGGUGCGAGCCUCGAUCCUGCGCAUGUGGGGGCUUCGUCGGUUACGGCUGGGGUGACGCUAGCCUCGACCACCGUCACGUCGGUGGGCAUUCAGACUAGUGCCGUGCCAGGAAUGUUCCUGCAAAUUGCCGGUGUCGUGUACAAAGUGGCCACAGUGGCGACGAAUCAAGUGACGUUGUCCACGCCGUACGUUGGCGCCACCUCUGCCAGUGUCACGGCCGUUCUAGGAACCACGGUGCCCGGUGUGACUUCUCCUACGUUGCAAAGCGUGGAGAUUCCCACCGACACAAAUGCCACCGCACCAUUCUAUUACCACAUCUCCAACUUGCGCCCAGGCGUUCCGUACAUUGCGCGCGUGUCUUGCUACAACAGCCGUGGAUACAACGUUCCAACAGCGUCGCAGCCAACGGCGCCUCCGCAGCAACCUCCGUCCAGGCCCCUCCAAGUCAAAGUCGUCACGGGCUCCGCCUCUACGUUGAGCAUGUAUUGGUCCCAUCCGCAAAGCGAUGGUGGAAAUGCUAUUUCAAAGUACCGAGUGGAAUGGGACGUCUCGGCAGCGUUCAACUCGGGCGUCGACGGCGGAUCGCUCGGGUCUGACAUCGUGUCCGUGGUGGUGCCUGGCGUCGACUGCGUGUUGACCCCUUGUCAGUCGAUCGUGGGCAGUCUGGUCAAAGGCACACCGUACUUUGUCCGCAUUUACGCGUACAACACAUAUGGGUACUCGAGCGACGCGGGGGUGCCGUCACCCUUGUCGACGAUCCCGCAGACGUUUCCCAUGCCGCCGACGCUUGUGCAGCUAGCGCCUGGGGACAACGCUAGUCUGUCGGUGGCGUUUUCAACCCAGCACGACAACGGCGGCGCGCCCGUGACGAAAUACAAGAUCGAAUGGGACUGCAUGGACCAACAUGCCAUUGCAGGGACCCCGAACCUCGUGACGACCGACUUGCUAUACGUUCGACAGGCGGUGCAGCGCAUUCUCGUCUCUGCAACAGCGUUUGAUUUAGGGGGUACGUUCCGCUUGGGGUUUGCGGGGGCAGUUACCCCGUGGCUCAACUACGACACAUCCGCCACCCUCAUGCAACAAACGCUGGAAGCUCUCGAUACGAUUGGAGCUGUCCGCGUCCAGCGCAAUACGGUUGGCAACGGCUUCGAGUGGCUUGUCACGUUUCUGACGAAUCGGGAAAACCUCAACCACAACGGCGACAUCCCCGUCCUUGUGGCAUCUAUUCUGCCGACAGAACACUAUGCCACGUUCGACGUGGCUAAAUCCACGGGGGCUGGUGCGACACUGACUGGAACCACGGCGGCGAUUCAAAUUUCCACCAAUGUUGGGGGAUACAACGGGUUUGAAGAGCAAAGUGUUGUGGUGGCCACCAAUGCGGGCUCUCUACAAGGCACGUUUACGCUGACGUUUGAUGGACAAACAACCCUUCCCCUUGCGUCUGAUGCUGCUGCGUUGUCGGUAAAGUCGGCAUUGGAAGCACUGGGAAAUUCUGGCACCGUUUGGGUGACCCGGUUCGCCAGUGGAUUGGGCAUCUCGUGGAACAUCAUGUUCUUGACGCGGCUGGGCAGUGUACCGUUGGUCGUAGUUGGUUCCAAUGGUCUCUAUUCGUCCGACCCGACAGCUACCGUGUCCGUCAAUAUACUCGAAGUUCCUGGACGACUACCAGCCAUGAGCAGCGCCCUGUAUGGCUCCCAAAUCAUCUCCGUCUCCCCUAGUGCUGCUUCGCAGACGCAGAUCCAAUACAACAUUCCGUCGUUGGUGGUUGGGGCGUACUACUUUGUUCGGGUGUCGGCUUGGAAUGGGUUCCAAAACGCAUUUGGCAGUGCGCAAUAUAGCACGCCGCCCAUCGAAGCGCCACAGUUACCCCCCGGUCCGCCUCAAAAUCUGGUCGUGGAGGCCAAUUCCACGUCGUCUUUGGCAGUGUCGUGGACCCCCCCCUUGUUUGACGGCGGGUCGAUUGUUCAAGGGUACACUGUCGAAUGGGAUGCGACUCCAGGAACAUACGAAGUGCAAGUCGUGGUGGUGAACGCCACGGCACCUAUCACUGGGUAUUUCGCGAUGACGUUUCGAAAUUACCGAUCGACAAACUUGCAAUGGGAUGCUUCCGCAGAUAUGGUGGCCGACGCGCUGAACAUGUUGCCAAGUGUGGCAGGGGUCACUGUGUCUCGAAGUGCGCUCGUGUCGUUUGGGUACUCUUGGACAGUCACAUUCCAAGCCAACCCCGGCAACUUGCCUCUUUUGGGGGUGCAAACGUCGAAUUUGGUUGGCUCGGGUGUGGCUGCACUAGUGGUGGAAACUGUCACUGGGUCGAAUCCACCGUUCAAUCCACUGACCAAAGGCAGCAUGGUUGUGGGGUCGCAGUCCGAGGUGCAAGAAGUAUUUGCGUACGCCGGCGCCGCGGACCUUGGAGGGACGUUCAACCUUGUGUUUUCUAGCGAAAGUUCAGUCGACAUCCCGUUCGACGCGUCCGCUGAUGUCAUGACGAAAGCAUUGCAAGGAGUCUCUACGAUCUCGAGUGUCACUGUCACUACUUCUAACGAGGUGAAGUCUUCGAUUUUGGCAAGGCAAGAGUACGGGCGCAAGUGGCGCAUCACGUUUACAAGCUCAGAUGGGAAUGUACCUCUGCUCUUGGCUACCACCAUGGCCGGGGCAAUCCCUCGACGCAUUUCUUGCGGGGGUUCGUUAACUGGAACAACGCCGUGUGUGUCCAUCCGCCAAGUCACUGCCGGGGGUAUUCCCCUCGAAUUCAUCAUCCCACAGCUCCGCACGGGGACUCCGUACUUCGUCCGCGUGCAAACACAGACCCGAUUUGGAUCAAGUGCCUUUCAAUUGAAUGCUUUCUACGUCGCCCCAGCCCUCGUCGCCCCCUUGCCCGUGCGCAGAGCCCGCGUCUCCAUUCUAUCAAACACUCAACUUGGCGUUGUGUGGGACGCUCCGCCAGAUGCGACGGUGGCCAACUACAAAUUGCAGUGGGAUGUUUCUCCUUCGUUUGGUAUGACCACAACGACGUCUGGGUCCGCUACAAUCCAAGUCGUCGACCAGCAAACCCGAUAUACGUACGUCAUCCCGGACCUCUUGGCAGCCAAUGCCUACUUUGUGCGCGUCUUGACGUACAACGCCGGGGGGUUCAGCGACCCCACGACGGCCGUGCCUUUCUACGCCAACCAGCGUGUCACUCGAGUUGUCGUGAGUCAUGCAAACAUCGAUGGUAUCCUGGCAGCAGCCCUCCAAACCUUUACGUUGACGUUUGCCAACUUUGCCCCUGCCACCGUGUCCAUUCCACUCAACGCCCGUGCCGACCAGGUCCAGGCGGCACUGCAGGCUCUCGUGCAUGUUGGCACGGUCUUUGUGACCCGGAGCGACCACUCGACGGGGCCGUUGCUGGCCAUGGUGGACUCUUCGGGUGUGGACACGAAUGGGUUCCGCAUCGAGUGGUUCAUCACAUUUGCCGCUUCGUCCGUGGACAACAUUGCGCCAACUUCGCUCGGUGCGUUGUCUGUCACGGUGUCAGCGGGUAUUGUAGCUGCAGGGGACUUCAAUAUCGCCGAUGUGGUCGCUGGAAUUGACCCGCUGCCGCUGUCCAUUACGCCGCGAGCGACGGCACCGGACGUACCAUUAGCGGUGACCGUGACAGUCGUGUCCAGCACGACCUUGGGCGUGCAGUGGCAAGCCCCACAAUAUGCUACUGGCAUCACCAAGUACUUGAUCGAGUGGGAUCUGGACUAUCAAAUCAUGUCUCCAAUUCAAAUUGGCAAUAGUUUCACCAACGCGCACUUGUUUAGUGCAGUCGUGACGGGUGCCACCACUAGCUUUUUGAUUCCAGGACUCACGACAGGAUCGACCUACUACAUCCGCGUAUCUGCGUACAACGGACAAAUCGCCGCCUCAGCCAAAGGGUACGGCUCAGCUGUCGUUGCCACGGGCAGUCCCAUUGUUCCGUUGCCUCAGAUUCCGUACAAACCCACGAGCGUUGCGGUGACUGUCAGUCCUCUCAAUAUUGCCACACAAUUGGAUGUAUCUUGGAAAGAACCCACACUCAACGCCCUGGGGUUUUCGCAAGGCAACGGCGGGUCGCCCAUUACGUCGUAUACCAUCGAUGUCAGCACCCAAGCUCAGUUUGCCACGUUUCAAUCGUAUCCUGUGAGUACCUAUGACGCUGCGGGAGUUGUCCAAUCGUGUGCUACCACUGCGUGCCACUUUCCCCUCGGGAUUGAAGUGCAAACGGUGGUUGUGGCCGCCACUGCGGGGACAUUCCAGCUGGUUCAUACAUCGACGUACCCCACGGUGCUGUGUGCAAGUUGCACUGUGACCAUGAACCCUGUUUUGAACCAAAUUACAUACAAUGGACCCGAUCUCCGACUCCAGCUCGGCACCAACGUCAAGUUUGUGGUCGACAAAGCAGGGGCUGCGUGUGCGUUCACGGUGGCUGCAGUGGCCACGUCCGCGGCCAACGUGGUCACCGUACUACCUGGCUACACUUGUGCCCUGACAGCAGGCACUUUCACGAUGCACGCUCAGCCUACAACGACAUGUUUGGCAACGGCCUCGCUGACCAGCACUGCACUCCAAACCGCGUUGACAGUGUUGACGAACAUCGACGCCGUGGUUGUGACGAUGGAACCAGGGCCGGCCGUGGGCGCAACGCUGUAUCGCAUUACGUUUACGGGUGCGCUUGUCACGGGCAAUGUUCCGCAGCUGCAAGUUGCUUCGAUCGACGGGUCCGGAGGCUGUGCCGCCAUCACCGGGGCAGUUUGGACGGGCACUUCGAUCGAGGGGGGGUAUUUGUCGCCUGGUGGGUUGUACUUUGUCCGUGUGUCUGCUGGAAACGCAGUGGGUACUGGGCUGCCCCAGGUAGCUUCCCCUACCCUUUGCCCUGGUGGGUGUGCGUCAGACAAUACGAUUUUCCCCGUCGCGCGCCCCCCUGCCCCAGUCUCCGUCUUGGUGUUUGCCAAGCCAACCGAUCGGUCCAUUUUACGGCUCACGUGGAAUCCACCAGCGACGACCAAUGGCGCGGCCGUGCUAUCGUACUUGAUUGAAUAUUCCGUAGAUAGUUUUGCCACCACGGACGUCUGUGGUGCGUGUGUGACAGCGUUGGCGUCGAAUGUGCUCACGAUCAACACCCAAGUGACCACCCUUCAAGUGGGAGACUUGUUUCGAUUGGAGCGCCCCGUGCCUUGUAUCAUGGUUGUGGCCGGAGCUCCGACGUGGACGGGGACGGCAGGGACCGUGCCAGUGCAGCCCCACCACGGGUGCUUGGGCUUCACAUCUCAAACGGUGUUUAUGACCGACUUGCACGGGCCAGGCAGUGGAUUUGUGCAAGUGCAGGUGAAUUCGCUCACGUCGCCGUAUUCCGUCGAAGUGACAGUGGUGCCCAACACAGCGUACACUGUGCAAAUGCGUGCAGCCAACAUCAUCGGAGUCGGCGUCGCCGCAGCUGCGACACCGACCUGCGACAACACCCUUGUGGCUUGUGUGGCUUCUCCUGGGUUGAAUGUCAUCAUCACGAGACAACUUCCGUCCGCCCCGUCGGUGGUUUUGCCCAUGCAGCUCGUGUCUGGCACGGGAAACGCCAACGGGUUCACUCAAAACACGCUCGAUGUGCUGGUUCGAGACGGAGCGUAUUGGCACGGCCUCGAAGCCGUCGACAGCUUUCUCGUCGAGUGGGACACGGCGUCGACGUUUGAUUCGGCCAACAAGGGCAGCGUCACGCUCUUGUCCACUGGAACCACAUCGAGCUACUCGUUGACGCCGAUUUGUCCGACGUGUGUGACCUCGUUGCAUACGAACACCCUCACAGUCUCGACCUCCACCGCCGGCUUGUUUGUUGGUCGGCGGUACACCAUCGAGGCGGGGACUCUGAAUUGUGUCGUGCAAGUGGCAACGAUCACCAGUGCUACCCAAGUCGCGGUGCAACCAGGGUACACGUGCUUGGAUUUCACCAGUCAAACGUUCAGCCUGGGCGAAAACGACUGGAUAUCCACGACCCUUCCAGCGCUUCUCAUGGGAUCGCAGUACUUUAUUCGAGCGACGGCGCACAAUUCGCUCGGCAUGGGAACAGUGUCCGCCUUUCAGACGAUCACGCCAGCGGUCACGUCGGACCCCCCGACUCAAGUGCAGUUGGCAGCGCUGGACUCGUCCGCGCUUCCCAUAGACCGCACGACGUCGUUGGUUGUGUCAUGGAUGCCGCCCAAUACUGCGCUAUCUACCGAUCUCAACGGCAACGGUGGGGUGCCGAUCACGGGAUACUUGGUCGAGUGGAGUACCGUGGAUUGGAGUUCGUUUACGUCGACGGUUCAAACCAUUACCACCACUUCGUCUGGAGGUGUAUUAUCGGGCAGCUUUCAACUGCAGCUCGACACGACGGCGUGUGCGCUGUGCAAAGUCAAGUCGUUGGCCGUGAGUUCUGCCAUCGCGGCCGAUGUGUCGGUGGCAGCACUGACCCAAAUUCUGCAAAACAUGCCCAACAUUGGCCAAGUCAGUGUCACCACCACGGGGCUCUCUGGAAACAACGAACAGUCGUGGAGCGUAACGUUUGGCUCGGAUGUGGGCACUGUGCCGACGCUGACUGUCGCUACGAAUGCGUUGACCGCACUCAACGGCGUGGGGGCGAUUGCCAUAGUUAAGACCAACGGAAACCUCAACGGCAACUCGUAUUGCAAUGCCAACGUGUGCAACUCGGUCGCCGUCUCAGCGUCCGCGGUCUACCCCAUCCGGAAUACCAUCGCCGGUUUGGUGGCUGGGACGGCAUACUUCGUUCGCGUGUCAGCUUUCACAGCUCUUGGCUAUGGCCUAUUGCGACUAACGGCCCCCAACAACCUCAUGGUACCCUUCGGCCUUCCCGCGUCUCCUGCCAGCUUUUUCAACCUGGCUGCCCCUCCAGUGCUGUACGUCACUGGCCCCACGUCGCUCUUGGUGUCGUUCCAGCCUGCUGCGUUCACAGGGGGGGCUCCCAUCAUCAGCUGCACCGUGGAAUGGGAUUCUACGUCUGCAUUUAACAACGGUCCAUCCGGUGUACCCUUAGGAACGACGACUCUGUACGGAACCAACGCGAACGGCGCCGAGUACUCCAUCACGUCUUUGACUGCCGGACUCACGUAUUUCACACGUGUAUACUGCUCCAACAAUCAACUGGGCGCUGGACCGCCGGUGGCAACAGUGCCGCCCAGUGCAAUUCCGAGGCAAAAGCCGCCCGCCGUCGACACGAUCACAUUGUCCGCAGGAACUGACACGACUGGAAAGUCCAUGUUGGUGACGUGGAAUACCCCUACGAGUCCGGGUAGUAGUGUGCAAGGAUAUGCGGUCGAAUGGUACACCAAGUCCGUAGCCGUGCCGUACUUUGGCGUGCAAACCCAGCAACUGUUGACCUCCACGGGCACCAUCACAGGGGGCACGUUUACUGUGGCGUUUGGAGCGACGGACGUGCCGUUGCCGGGUGUCGCGAAUGCGGUCAACGGCCAAAGCUACAUCACGACGUCAGUGGACUUGACGGGGAUUUUGCAACGGGGAGAUUUACUCUCGAUCAGCGGCUUGACCUAUUUGGUGGCGACUACCGGUGUCUUGUCUGCUUCCAGCAUUCCACUUGCCGAUGCCACAGCAUGGUUGAACCAAGCCCCCGCAGCGCUUGCGAUUACGCCGGCACCGUACACUGGCAACACUGUCCAAGGUGCAGUUGUGUACCGCCAGCACCGCACUCCACGCCUUUCAGUCAAUGUCUUGCCAACGGAUUUGCAAGUAGCCCUGGAAAACCUGCCGAGUAUUGGACGAGUUCGUGUGGCUCGCACCGGCUCCACCAACAACUUUGUCUGGACUGUCACGUUUCUCAGUCAAUUUGGUCCGCUGGCUUCGCCAAACGUGCUUCGAGUGAAUUCCUUCAACAUAGCUGGCACAGCACCCAACCUCGUGUCUUCCAUUGGAGUGGUAGGCGUCAGUCCGCAAAACUACAAGAUUCAGCUCGUGCCGUCGACGUCCACGUCGGUAGUGCUUUCAGGAUUGAAGCCUGGGACAGCGUAUUUUGUCACUGUCAAAGCCGCCAACGACCGAGGGUACGGCAUGUUCGGCUCGCCCGCGCCUCCAUCGUAUACGCCGAUCGGCAUCCCCGACGCUCUAAGCAACGUAUGGCUGCGGUCUCUGAGCCAAACACAAGUCGAGCUGAUGUACGACGAAGUGGACAUGUCUGGCGGGGCAGCCGUUGACCAGUACUUGAUCGAGUACGGGAACGACGCGUCCUUUCAAGUGGCCACGGCGCUCCCGCCCGUGCUGCCGCAAAACAAAUACGUUCGCGUGACCACGUCGGCUGACUUGGGGCCUAUCGACCCCACAAGUGUGUUUACGCUGUCGCUGUCCAAUUACUUUGGCGUUUACAACGUGGACCUGGGGGGGUACUUCAAUUUGGUCGCUAACAGUCAGUUCAUCACCCAGGUGACCCCGGGGGGUGGCGUCGCUGUGGACUUGACCAUACUGGUGGCGCGGGGGGAGUUUGUCAAGAUUGCAAACCAGGAGUAUCGGGUUUGUCUGGACCCGACCACGUCGUUUGCCAUGGCCGGAGUUUCUGUGACGCAAUUCAACUUUGCCACGAACGUGGUUACGGUCUCGCCUGCGUUGAACAACCACCCGAUCCUCGUUGUCGGCACCACCAUCGUCGUCCGUGACUGCUUAAUGGUCAUCACGGGACUGCCCAGUACAACCACCCUCUCCGUAUCGCAUCAGUGUUUCGCCAGCGUUGGACCGGGGGCAACAGAUCCAGUGUACGUACGGUGGGGGCCCAGCGCCAUUCCGAUCUGUGACAAGUCGAACCCGUGGACACCUGCGACGUACACUGGCUUUUCCAUCUUGGAGGCGCCCGUGUUCAAGCUGGACACAGCCAUGGGGCCGUUUACAAACUUGGACGUGACCGCAGCGUCCGGAAAUUCCGUUACGGGGCAGUGGAACGAUGCAGCCAACACUGCCAACUCGAUCUCGUCCUUAGGCUGCGAAGACUACUUCCGACUCGGCGACCCAUAUUCCGGACAAAUCGCUCGCGUGCUCACGCCCUGUAUCGGUGCCACGUGUGGCUGUGCGGGUCUCACCCCCACGGUCCUUCCGCUGGGCGACAUUGCGUCCCCCAAUCUAGAAACCAGUCUCUCGUACGACACGCUGCAGUACGCCACGCAAGAGAUCCAAACCAUUCGCAUUUCCACAGCGACAGGCGACUUCAACUCUGGCGUGGGAGGGUUUCGGCUGCAAUUUGGAGCGGAUGUGACCGCCACGACGCUCGCUGGCGGCAAUGGUGGGAUUAACGUCAAUGCCCAAUACGGUUGCUUGUUGUGGGCGUCGGGGGUGACGGCACUCGCCGACGCGGCCGACAGCGCGGCGCUCAAAGCCGAGCUGGAGACCCUCCCAUCCAUCGAUCAAGUGCAAGUGAGUCGCAAACUGUACCUAAACCCGACCAUAGCCGUGUACUCGAUCACAUUUACGGGGUUCCGCGUUCGCGGAAAGCUGCCGACCAUGCAAGUCGUGGACCAAGGAUCGAAUGGUUGUGGGGCAUUUACCGGGGCAACUCCCGCGGCAGCCGUGGUCACCAAAGUUCAAAAUGCCUACGUGAACGCGUAUCGCCUUGAAAAAACCAGCGAUAUCCCCGUGACUGCGACCGCCGAAGAUGUGAAAGCUGCGAUCGAGCAGUUGUCCCUGUCGUGCAAGGUCGAUGUCGUGCGCAGGGUGGCCAAGAACGGCUUCAAUUGGUUCGUCACGUUCAGUCGCGGUGUGCCAGUGAACCUCCUAACGUUCAACGCAAACGACUACAAGCUACGUGCGGCACUGGCGCCGCUCGCGACUGUCACCCGUGUGAACAUUGUCAAACUGAACGUGCUCAACAACGCACAGAGCGUGUACGCCCGAGUGGCCGCCCACAACGUCGCAGGGUACGGGGUCAAGGCGGUGUCCACCCCCACGUCGGUACAAGCAACCAACCACGUCCCGGGUGUGGUGUCGGCGCUUCGAGUGGACGUCGUCUCAGACACGCAGCUGCUGGUCCAAUGGCAAGAUCCCUUGGAAAACGGCGGGCAAAAUGUGACCGAGUUCAACGUCGAAUGGUACACCGGAGCUGCCAAGUGGAACCAAAUCGUCAAGAACGCAGACUUUUCCGACGGCGUGAACGACGUCGAAGUCAUCUCCGUGUCGGCCCCGUCGGUCGGCGGAUUCCCGUACUUGGACGGCACGUUCCAGCUCAUGUUUGACAACCAAGUAACGGACGAGCUGCCAUUUGACAUUUCCGCUGUCAAGCUGCAACAAGUGUUGCAGGCACUGUGCACCAUCGAUGCCGUGCUCGUCACGCGGGAAUUGGGUCCUAACGGAUACACGUGGCUCGUGACUUUUGCGCAAGUCAUGUACGCUGGAAACCAAUUCACGCAGUAUGCGUCGUUGCUACAGAAUCAAAUUGGACAUCGGCUAUCCGUCCUGGGCAACAACCUCCUCGUCUGUUCGGAUAUUGCGCGGACGAAUUGCGAACGAUACACUGUGAAUGGAGGCGAAACCAUUUCACCUACGGCUGUGACGGGGUCUCUCCCCGAAGUGCAAACGCUCCUGUGCACGGCCGGCGCGGGCCACAUGUUUCAAUUAAACUAUAUGGGCUACGUGACUUCCCCCAUCUCGUCCACCGCAACGCUGGCUCAAGUCACCGCCGCCCUAGCCAGCCUUCCGUAUGUAAAAACGACCGUCGGAUUCAGUAUCGGCCAAGUUAGCGUCUGCGACGCUGCAACCCCCCUACCUGUGACCGUCCAAUUCAAUUCGGAAAUGGGCGACGUCCCGCUUCUCACGGCGUCCGGCGCGGACGUGGGUGUGACUGUGACCGUCGCUAUAGCUGAAACCACCAAGGGGCGGUUCCACCACCGGAUAGGGAAGGCUCCCCGGUCGUACUUGAUCUCGGGGCUGACUCCCUCCGUCGCGUACAACGUUCGGGUGGCAGCUUACAACAACGUUGGCUACGGGACUUUCCAGCCUGCUCUCUCCACAUACAUCCCAGUGCCAAAGGGGCCCAUGGCGCCUGCGUCCGUGCAAGUCGUCCCUCAAACGGCCACGUCGUUUGGCGUAGUGUGGGAAGAACCAGUGAGCUACGGAGGCUCCAAUGUAGCCAGCUACGUCGUCGAAUGGGACAACACGCGCACGUUCCGCAGUCGCUGUGGGGACAACGCCGAAGUCCAGUACCUUUCCGUGCAAGGGGUGCCCCCUCUAGUGGGAACCCAGCAGUUCCAACUGGCCAUUGGCACCACCACAGUCGGUUGUGUUAACUGGGGCAUCACCGCCGCCAACCUGCAAACGCUUAUCCGGGGUGUGGCGGGGUACGGCGCCGUCACGGUCGUCCAGCACGGUGACGAUUCUGCUGCCUGGGACUAUGGCCACAUGUACGAAGUUACGUUUUACGCGCCUUUGACCGCGGCGCCGCUGGGGGACGUACCCACCAUGGUGGCAUCCCUCGUUGCCGGCUGCAACAGCUUUGCCACGGGAACCCUGACCGUCACGACCAAGACAUUUGGUCCUGGAUUGGACGAGAUUCAAGGCGUCGGGCGGCAAACAUCCACCGACAACGAGUGCAACGCGCUGUAUUUACGACCUGUUGGCCGCAAGACGACAUCCGACUCAUCGGCGAAAUCGGCGGCGCUCGCCCUGAACGUCCUCCCUGGGACGAACUCGCUCAAACCGUUCUGCGUAUCCUGCGCCCAAGCCCUCACGGGGACCACCGUGGCCGUCACCACGGACAUGUCGGCCUCGUUGUUUGUCGGGGAUGUGUUUUCCAUUGGCCAAACCAAGUGCGUGUACACCGUCCAAGCCAUCACUGCGUCGUCGAUCACGGUCGGCCCAGGCCAACUCUGCCCUUCCUUUUCAGGCCAAGCGCUGCCUGUGUACCGCUAUGCGAUGCGCGCGUAUGUAGUCCAAGAUGUCGAAGCCGGCACGCCGUUCUAUGUCCGCGUCGCUGCGCAAAAUGCCCUUGCCACGGGCCCCCCCAAUUAUAGCUACUAGUACAGAACUACAUACAUACAGUAUAUCUAUCUAAUAUUGACGUGUUUAUACUC